Molecule: messenger RNA, 3205 nt
Organism: Alosa alosa (allis shad)
Lineage: Eukaryota; Metazoa; Chordata; Actinopteri; Clupeiformes; Clupeidae
Gene: mms19
Product: MMS19 homolog, cytosolic iron-sulfur assembly component
Exons: 31
Coding region: 5-3115 (1036 amino acids)
Biological process (GO): iron-sulfur cluster assembly
Cellular component (GO): MMXD complex; cytosolic [4Fe-4S] assembly targeting complex
Source: RefSeq, a predicted model, not a curated record
GCGCAUGCUCACAUGGGUAAAAGUGAAUGCACUGUCGAUCAGAAUGGCUGCGGACAGUACUCUGCUCCUCGGCUUAGUGGAGGAAUUUGUCUCGGGCCAGCAGGACACGAAAGCCACAGAGACCGCGAAAGGCGUCAAGACUGGACAGUUCACUGUUCUGCAGCUGAUCGAAGCAUUGGGUUUGAGUCUCACCAGCUCUCAGCACGAGACUCGGGCCCGAGGCGUCAAGCUCCUCUCACAGGUCCUACAAGAGUGUUACAGCUGUCUGAACGAGAGAGAGGUGGAGGUGCUGGUGGCGUUCUAUGAGAACCGACUGAAGGAUCACUAUGUCAUCAUCCCCCACGUCCUACAGGGACUUAAGGCCCUGACGAAGACUUCAGCUUUGCCCCCAGGGUCAGCAGUGUCCAUGCUGAAGUCUGUGUUCCAGGACACUCAUGUGCAGUCUCUGAUGAUUCAGGAGCGAUCGUGUGUGUACAACAUCCUAAUCAAUCUAAUGGAGUCUCGACAGCAGGAGCUGAAGGGGCUGGGUUCGGACUUUGUCUUUGGAUUCGUUCAGUCGAUGGACGGCGAGCGUGAUCCACGCAACCUCCUGCUGGCCUUCCAGAUCGCUCAGAAGAUUAUCGUGGGCGGCUACGAGAUGGGCAAAUUCACAGAGGAGCUGUUUGAAGUCACUUCUUGCUACUUCCCUAUAGACUUCACACCGCCUCCCAACGAUCCGCACGGGAUCACACAGGAAGAUCUCAUCCUCUCCCUCCGAGCCGUGCUGACUGGAACCCCACUUUUUGCAGAGUUCCUGAUGCCCCUCAUCAUUGAGAAGCUCGACUCCGAUGUUCAGAGUGCCAAAGUGGACUCUCUUCAGACACUGGCUGCCUGUGGUCCUGUGUAUGGACACAAAGAGCUCUCACAGUUCCUCUCAGGCCUCUGGUCAUCUCUACGCAGAGAGGUGUUCCAGACGUCGAGUGAGCGCGUGGAGGCGGCGGCCCUCUCUGCUCUGACCUCACUGACCGCCUGUCUCUCCCGCUCCAUCAUCACCUCCGACUCAGACGACGCGCUGCACACACUCCUCCAGCUUGUGCUCACAGACUGCCAGCACCACCUGUUGGAGCCGGAUCUGAAGCUGGUGUGGCCGAGUGCCAAGAUCCUGCAGGCCGUGGCGGGCGCGUCCUACCGAGCUCACCUGAGGGUGGGCACAGCCGUGAUGCCCCUACUGCUGGAGCAGUACAUCAACAGGACGCAGAGCACUCAGCGGCGCACCCUGCUGGAGGUGUUGCAGGGCUUUGUCCAGCCGUCAGAGGCCAGCAGACCUGCUGAGGGAGAGGAGUGUGUGUUGCUGCCGUUCCAGUCGUCUCUGUGCAGCGUUGUGUUCUCUGCUCUCACCGAGACCGGAGCCGGACUGCAGAUCACAGCCACACGCAUCCUCAGCGCUCUCGGACAGCAGACAGGUGUUUUGACCCCCCAUGAUGUGGAGCUGGCAGUGGAUCAUCUGACCACACUCAUCCUGCAGGAGGAUGACCCACAAGUCAGUGGUGCAGUGGUAGAGUGUUGUGGGUCGUUGGCUCCUCGUCACCCUGCAGCCUUCACCUCCAGGAUGCUGCCUAAACUCAAAGAGUGCAUCUUCACCGAGCGGAUGGUCCAGGGGGACAGCGUCGCCCCAGCUGAGUUGGGCUCCCAUAAUGCAGUGCGGCAGAGGUGUGUGACGGCUCUGGCACGAGUGGCGUGUGAACGCAGCCUGGUGCAAGAGAGCAGUCCUGUACUACUGGACGUGCUGACAGCCGCUCACACAGGCCGUGACUCUUUCUCGGUGGAUGAGGUCAUCUCUGUGUGCCACAGUCUGCAGAGGAUAGCAGAGCACGCCCCACACAUGGAGGCAGAGAUUGGACAGUUCUUCCAUGAUGUCAUCAUUCCGCGACUCCUGGGGCUGGCCGUGCAGGCAGUAGUACAGGAUGAAGGUUCUUGUGGGCGGAGUCCCCUGGCGGAGGAGGCGGUCCUUUCUGUUGUAGCUCCGGUCAUCAGCAGUUCCUGCUCUCGUUUGAAUGCAGACUGUGCUGCGUCGAGUGCAUCUCGGGUCGUAUCUCUCUUCCUCCACGGAGAUGUGGCCUUCCUGCCCCCCACCAACAUCCCACUUCUCAAGACUCCGUUCCUUCAGGUGUCCCAGCUGGUGUGUCUGCUCACGGCGUGUGUGUGUUCGCUGCCACAAAGUGUGGAGAUCCCGGAGAUUGACAGGCUGCUGGAGGAGCUGGAAGAAGUCAGCUGCACACACACACAUUCGUUCACACACACGUCGGCGGCCAAAUGUUACGCAGGCCUCAUCAACAAGAGGCCAAGCGGCCCUGCCCUAGACACUGCCCUUGAGCGCAGCGUGAAGCGGGCCAGUGCUGAGCUGGACAACAGCGCCUCCUGUCUGCGGACCCAGGCACUUACACUGCUGCUCUGGGUGACCAAAGGUCUUCUGCUGCGAUACCAUCCCCUCUCUUCGGCUCUGACAGAUAAGCUCUUCUCGUUGCUAAGUGACCGGUCGCUAGGUCCCCUGGUGGCUGACGGCUUCGCUCUGCUCAUGAGUGACUCGCCUGACGUUCUCAACCGCGGUUGCCAUGCCGACGUCCGCAUCAUGUACCGCCAGCUCUUCUUCUCUGAGAACUCGGCUAAGCUGGUGCAGGGAUUCAACUCCGCACCCCCAGAAGAGAAGGCGGGGUAUCUAAAGGCUCUGUCCCACAUCAUGAACAACCUGCCCAGACAGGUGCAGCUGACCGAACUGCCUGCGCUGCUGCCGUUGUUCCUGGAGGCGUUGUCGUGUCCAGAUGGGGGGGUCCAGCUGUCCACUCUGUCCUGCCUGCAGCCCGUGUUGCUCGACCCCCCCGCGCCACUGACCAAUCAGAUGGAGGCGCUCAUCCCACGCCUGCUCACACUCACCACCAGCCCUGCCAUGAAAGUGCGCAUCGCUGCCCUGCGCUGCAUCCACUCCCUGUCCCGCCUGCCUGAUCACAUGAUGCUGCCGUUCCGAGCGCGUGUGCUGCGUGCUCUGGCUGCUCCACUGGAUGAUAAGAAGAGGCUGGUGAGGAAGGAGGCCGUGCAGGCCCGGGGGGAGUGGUUCCUGCUGGGAAGCCCAGGAAGGUGAACUUGAGAAGGAGGAAGAGAGAAAAGUGUGUGAGUGUGUUUGAGAGACAAGGAUGUGUGUGUUUGAGAGACAAGGAUGUGUGUGUGUGUG